UGUGUUUGUUUUAACAACCCAAAUUAAGACACCCGCCUUUAUCAAAACAACGCAACACAUUUCACAAGCACUUACUCUGCCAGGCACCAGUCUAGGAAUUUAACCCAUCUGCCUGUCUUCCUCCAUCACCCCAGGGUGCAACUUUGCUGAGGCCUUCUUUCUCCCAGCUGCCACCAAGUUGCACUAGAUUGGGCUCCUAAUCCCGGACACUACUUUUCUCAGGCCGGAGGGGCCGGGAACCCGAGCUCCCCGCUCCCAGGAUGGUCUUUAACGUCCUUCAGUGUACAUGGAAAGACUCCUUCGAAGCACCUCUGUGGAGGGGAUCAAUUCAUGACAGGCCUCAACCCUUUCCCCAGAAACCUACGGCCACCCCCACCGCCGUUUCCCACAGAGGAAAGUCUGGGUGGGGCUGGGAGCGGCACGCAAUGAAUGAGUCAGGGCCUUAGAGUUGAGGGGUGCAAAGGUCCGGAGGGUGGGGCUUCGCAGAAUUCCUGAGGCGGGGCAGGUCGCGCGGCCCCACCCCCUGCCCCAGGCACUGCCUAAUCCUUCCGACCUUCCAGACCGUGAUCAUCGCCAUGGAUUUCGACCUGUCCGCAGCCGUGGGCCCUGCUUCUAAGAAGCCAGAGGGGACAGGUCAAGUGGGAAACCCCAAGCACUGUCCCCCUAAAGCUCCGGGCCGACCAGAGGCAGGCGCUGCUCACAAGCCAAGGCAUGGCUCCGGCAGCUCCUCUGACUCCAGCAGCAGCAGCUCCAGCGACUCGGAGGGGGAGGGAAAGCACGCCACCGGCUGCAAGAAGCAUGAACAAUCCUCGGACAAGGCCAAGAAACCCAAGGUGAAGAAGGAGAAGAAAAAGAAGAAGGCCCCCCACUAACCUAUUAAAGCUUGCAGCCCGCCCCGCUCCCCAGCGCCCCCUGCCGGUCAGGAGCGGAGGCCGUGCUGAGCCCAUCA
This is a messenger RNA of Peromyscus maniculatus bairdii (prairie deer mouse), 949 nucleotides long. The record is from RefSeq and is a predicted model, not a curated record. NCBI's taxonomy places the organism in Eukaryota, Metazoa, Chordata, Mammalia, Rodentia, Cricetidae.